Messenger RNA from Sesamum indicum (sesame), 1110 nucleotides. The record is from RefSeq and is a predicted model, not a curated record. Lineage: Eukaryota; Viridiplantae; Streptophyta; Magnoliopsida; Lamiales; Pedaliaceae.
AUGAAGGUUUCAGUGAAACUCCAAGAUCACCACAAAAGCCACGACCAGAACCACCACCCGCCGCCACUCCUCCUCCGUGCCAAAAUACCAAUUACAAUCUUCAACCUUCCGUUCCUUUCUCACUUCUCCACCACCACCGCCCACCCAUCUGACCUCUCCCUCUCUCUAUCCACCAACUUGCCUUCUGGGCCCUCCCUCAAACUCUCUUAUGCCUCCGCCGCCGCUGCCGCCGCUGGGGCUGAGGCUUCCGCCGCCCCCCUUAGUCUGACUCUGAAAUCAGGGACUGGCCUGUUUGGAUCCCCCAAGAACUCCCCUCUCGUCAUCUCUGCUCACUUCUCUUUCAACCCUUCUAAUCCUAACCAUCCUAACCCCACUUUCUCUCUCUUCUUCAAGCCACAACUGGGCUCUUUCUCUCUCCGAAAAUCCACCUUUUCACACGCGGGAUCCAGUGGCAGCAGCGAACGCGCAGAUGGGCUUGCUGGUUGUGAUUCCAACUCCUUCGGGUUUGUGCCACUGGAGAGCCCCGCAGUUGUGAAGGACCUCUCAGCUGAAAGACAUGAUAAAGAUUCCAUCUUUAAGGGGAUUCAACUGGCGGCGAGGACAGAAAUGCUUGUGGGUAAGAGGGUGGCAUUGAAUUUCAGGUGGUUCACAAAAUUUUCCGAGGAUCAAAUGCCGGUUUUAAGAAUCAACAAAAUUGGUAUUCAGAGGGUUGAUGAUGUGUUGAAGGAUGAUGAGGAGAGCAAGAAGAAGAGUGAGGCGAAAGCUGGGGAGCUAGAGAUGUUGAAGGGUAUGUGUUUUUGGAUGAAAAGGGAGUUGGAUGUUUUAACUAGAGUUAACAGGGAGAUGAAGUGUGAGUUGGAAGAAAUGAGAGGGGGGCAUUUGGCCAGGAAUGGUGGUGGAGAUAUUAGGGAGGGCGUUGCGAAAAGGGCAAUGCCGUCUGUUAGGAGUCCUUCGGGUGGGUUCGAGCAGUGGAGAAGUAAGCGCAACGGUGGAGGCCAAGAGAAUGGCAAUGUGAAUGGGGAAAAAGAAGACAAGAAGAACGGUAGUCUUGCCAUUGAUGUUGAGAAUGAGUUGCAGAGAGCUAUAAAGGCUGCUGCUGCUGCUCCAUAA